Daldinia vernicosa is the source of this 1117-nucleotide messenger RNA. RefSeq lists its product as uncharacterized. The transcript is spliced from 2 exons. NCBI's taxonomy places the organism in Eukaryota, Fungi, Ascomycota, Sordariomycetes, Xylariales, Hypoxylaceae. The record is from RefSeq and is a predicted model, not a curated record. Bases 1 to 930 code for a protein of 309 amino acids.
AUGGAUUUCCUAGAUGAGCUCGAAGAUAGUGACGAUAUCAAGAGAUGGCAGUCGCUAUUUGGUUACACACAUGUCCAAGCUAUACAGAAAAUCCAAGAGCACAGGGCAGAUUUAUCUCGUGUCCCUAUCACGGACUCUCAUUGGGACAUUGUGCGCGCCGAGAAAGAGGCGGAAGGUUACAACAAGGAGGCCUACGAGCACUCCCAUAGCCUCAUGACGUCCCUUACGUCCAACUCGAGGCCCCGAAAGAUUACUAGCAAGACCAAACCGUCGGUCUAUCUUCUUAAGCUCGAAGGACCUCUCGAUACUGUAAUCCGAGUGCAAUCAGCCGCUGGCCUUGACAUAGCACCUCAAGAGCACAGAGGCACAGAUGACUCGGGCGAACACACAGUAUUUUGCAAAGUUGACGUACACACUAAGGAAAAACUUGGCGAGUUCCUCGCCAGCCAGGGGUCAAGAUUUCAACCCACAUUCAUCCGGUACUCGAGGGCAGAAAAGGACUUGUCCACAAAAUCGGCAUAUCCGACUCUCGGCAUCGACACAACUAUGCCUCAGCACCGCCUCUGCUCCAACGACGACCCGAAGCUGGUUCCGGCACAGAACCAAUACCCGGUGUGGUACUUCUUCUACGGGACCCUUGCGGACCCGUCGGUCUUGAAGCGGUUGUUGGGUAUCGAUCCGUCGUACUGCCCUGCGAGCGUGGUAGGCGGUGUUUUGAAGACAUGGGGUGGAAAAUACAAGGCGUUGGUCGACGCGCCGAGCGGCAAAACAGUACGAGGCCAAGCAUUCCUUGUGAAGAACCAGGAGCAGGAGGAAUGCCUCCAGCUAUACGAGACCGACAAGUACGACGUGGUCCGGUGUGAAUUUCAGCUUCACGGCAAGAAAGUAAAGGGGCUUACAUUUCGAUUUAUCGGCGAUGUUGAUCCAUAGGCCUUACUCGGCGGGAAAGGGCAUGUUUUAAAGGGAUAAGUUUGACGUUAUCGUCGAACUUGUUAUUAGUCAAAGGGAUUGGUUUUAGGUUGAACGGCCGGGAAUCUUUAGUGGUAGUGUGCAUUAUGCGCCAUAGCGUGUUGCUUCUUUUUCUUCAAGCCUUCGUCUCUUAGCGAUUAAAAAGAAG